Sinocyclocheilus grahami is the source of this 1464-nucleotide messenger RNA. Its product is annotated as zinc finger BED domain-containing protein 1-like. NCBI's taxonomy places the organism in Eukaryota, Metazoa, Chordata, Actinopteri, Cypriniformes, Cyprinidae. Gene Ontology annotation, molecular function: protein dimerization activity. The coding region runs from base 1 to 1464 and encodes 487 amino acids. The record is from RefSeq and is a predicted model, not a curated record. The transcript is spliced from 3 exons.
AUGUGCAAGGCACUCAACCCCAAAUAUACCCCUCCCACCAGGAGUUAUCUCAGUGACACCUUAAUUCCCUCCUGGUAUGAUGUUGAAAAGGCCAAUGUGAUCAGUGAGCUGAAGGACGUGCCAAAGCUGGCCAUCACAUCAGAUGGGUGGACCAGCCUCUGUCAAGACCACUAUCUUAAUGUUACAGUGCACUACACAAGCCAGGGCAGUGUAAAACAGAAGGUCCUCCACACCAGGGCAGUGUACCAAUCUCAAACUGGUGAAGUAGUGGCAAAGGAGAUCUCUGACAUUCUAGAAGAGUUUGAGAUAGAGCCAAGCAAGAUUGUAGCUGUGACUGUUGAUAAUGCUGGCAAUAUGGAUGUUGCUAUCAAGAAGCUUCAGAUCCUAAAAAUAGGAUGUUUUGCACAUACGUUGAAUCUGGCAGCACAGAAAAUCUACAAAAUUGCUUCCAUUGAUAAAUGGGCAGCCCGAAUCAGAGCAAUGGUCGUGUGGUUCAAGAGGUCCUCCAUGUCCAAAACAGUGUUGAUGGAAAAGCAGCAGCUCCUUGGCAUUCCACAACACUCCCUCAUCCUUGAUGUCAAGACCAGAUGGAACUCGCUCUACCUAAUGAUAGAGAGAUUCAUGGAGCAGUAUCCAGCAAUACAAGCAGCAGCCUUGGACCCACAACUUCGAAAAGCAAUCACCAAGGACAGCCUUGACCGUCUGAAGGAUGAGGACUUCCAUAAGGCUGAGGAGUUUGUCCAGCUCAUGAGAGUCCUCUAUACAUCCACACUAUGUGUGUCAUGUGAGAAAAAUGCCACCUGUGGACAGAUCAUACCCAUCCUUCAAAAACUGGAAGAGCAUUUUACUAUGAAGGAUGAAGAUACAAUGUUUGUAGCAUCCAUCAAAGAGAAGGAUGAUGACAUCCAAGCCUUCCUGCAUGAGGCCACAGCAAUGGACCCCAGAUUCAAUGGGAGGUCAGUAAGUGAUGAAAGACUGAGGAGGAAAGCUAUUGAGGCCAAUGUGAGACCAACAAUAGGGCUGUCAGAUGAGAUGACAGACACAGAGCACCAAGAAAAGGAGGAAUCCGAAGGAGAAGGUGAGAAAAUGGAGGAGACCAUACCUCCAUUGCACAUAAAAAGGAGCGCCUUAGAGGAGCUAUUCUCAAAGGAGGACAGGGAGUUGAGGUUGAGGAUCCAAAAGGACACCUUGUCCCUCACCCUCAGUGAACGUGUUGACUUAGAGGUUGAACGCUACAAAAACCUGCCUCCCAUUCCCACGGCUGAAGAUCCAGUGAUGUGGUGGUGGGAGAAGAGAGCUGAUCUGCCCCUCCUCACAACCAUAACAAGUUACCUCUGUGCUCAAGCCUCCUCCACCCCUAGUGAGAGGGUUUUUUCAACCGCAGGGAACACAAUAAGCCAAGAGAGGUCCCGACUUCUGCCAGAAAAGGCAAAUGUGUUGAUUUUUCUCCAGAAGAAUGGUUAA